This is a messenger RNA of Glycine soja, 1490 nucleotides long. Its product is annotated as syntaxin-32-like. The record is from RefSeq and is a predicted model, not a curated record. Gene Ontology annotation, biological process: vesicle fusion; endoplasmic reticulum to Golgi vesicle-mediated transport; intracellular protein transport. Gene Ontology annotation, molecular function: SNAP receptor activity; SNARE binding. NCBI's taxonomy places the organism in Eukaryota, Viridiplantae, Streptophyta, Magnoliopsida, Fabales, Fabaceae. Gene Ontology annotation, cellular component: Golgi membrane; SNARE complex; endomembrane system. The coding region runs from base 307 to 1326 and encodes 339 amino acids. The transcript is spliced from 5 exons.
AAUGCAGAUGCCAGAUAAAGACACGAUGUUAGAACUUUGAAGUCGGAAAGAAACGAAGAAGCAAAUUCAUUUCAUUCAAUUCAAUGUAAAAAAACACAGUAGCCACCCAAUACAUAAAAUUUGUUUAUGCUUUCUACACGCACUUCCUCCUUCGUAUCCGUCUCUUCCCCAACCAUUGGAAUACAUUCCUUAACCCACCGCAAAUCCAAAUCCAAAUUCAAUUCGAGCUGAACCUAGGGUUUGUUCCUUCCUAUUGCCUUCACGGAUCUCGCAUUCUCCUCAAAUUUCCGAAACGGGAAAAAGAAAAUGCACGCGAAAUCGGCGCAGUCGUCGUUCCGGGAUCGGACUCAGGAAUUCCACAGCAUCACAGAGAGGUUGAAGAAGUCCGGAUCAGGGCCCAAUGGGCCCAGCAGCAGCACUUCUUCCACCAGAUCGGAGGAACAGCGAUCCGCGAUCGCCAACCAAUCGGAGUUCAAUAGAAGGGCCUCCAAAAUCGGAUACGGAAUUCACCAAACGUCUCAGAAACUCGCCAAACUCGCCAAGUUGGCGAAGAGGACGUCGGUUUUUGAUGACCCUACUAUGGAAAUCCAAGAGCUUACGGGGGUUAUUAAGCAGGAUAUUACUGCUCUGAACUCUGCCGUUGUGGAUCUUCAGUUUCUGUGUAACUCUAGGAAUGAGAGUGGGAAUGUUUCCGCCGACACCACUAGCCAUUCGAGCACUGUGGUCGAUGACUUGAAAACACGGUUGAUGAGCACCACCAAAGAGUUUAAGGAUGUUCUCACCAUGAGAACUGAGAACAUGAAAGUGCAUGAGAAUAGAAGACAGUUGUUUUCAUCUUCUGCAUCUAAGGAUUCUGCAAAUCCUUUUAUUCGGCAACGGCCGUUGGCUGCAAGGGCGGCUGCUAGUACUUCUAAUGCCCCUGCUCUUCCCUGGGCUAAUGGGUCACCAUCUUCAUCUCAGGCGUUUCCUAAGAAGCAAGUGGAUGGGGAGAGUCAACCAUUGUUGCAACAACAGCAGCAGCAGCAGGAGGUAGUUCCAUUGCAAGACAGUUACAUGCAAAGCAGAGCUGAAGCUCUUCAGAAUGUUGAGUCCACUAUUCACGAGCUUAGCAACAUUUUUAAUCAGCUUGCAACACUUGUUUCCCAACAAGGAGAGAUUGCCAUCAGGAUUGAUGAAAACAUGGACGAUACAUUGGCAAACGUAGAGGGAGCACAAGGGGCUUUGCUGAAGUAUCUGAACAGCAUAUCUUCUAAUCGGUGGUUGAUGAUCAAAAUUUUCUUUGUGUUAAUAUUUUUCCUUAUGGUUUUCUUAUUUUUUGUGGCAUAGUCAUUUAGGUGACAGAAAUGAAAACAAUGACACGAGUGUCGGCAUUCUGUAUUUCUUUAAUAUUUAUUUCUCCAAAUAUAUAUUCAUUCUUGCAGAGUUUAACUUAAGACCAAGUUUGUCAAAUAAUAUACUGGUUAAGAACCGUAAGCACGACUAUUAUACUA